Molecule: messenger RNA, 2488 nt
Organism: Zophobas morio
Lineage: Eukaryota; Metazoa; Arthropoda; Insecta; Coleoptera; Tenebrionidae
Product: HEAT repeat-containing protein 5A-like
Exons: 26
Coding region: 236-2488 (750 amino acids)
Biological process (GO): intracellular protein localization; endocytosis; retrograde transport, endosome to Golgi
Cellular component (GO): endocytic vesicle; Golgi apparatus; membrane
Source: RefSeq, a predicted model, not a curated record
UCUCGUAAAACUUAUAAAUAAAGAAAAGUUUGUUUCUGUAAAAGAAGUUGCAAAAAAAUGUCUUCUAACUAUUAUAAAAGAACUUUCCGUCACGGACAUUACUCGUGGCGUUUCUUUCUGUGUCCUUAGCGGAGGCGCUUCAUUAAAUUUCGAGCACGUGGCUAGUGAACAGAAGAGUUGCAACGAAAGCAAGCAAUCCAAUGAAGAUGAAGCAUUUACUGAAGAGCUGGAAGGAAUGGCUAUAAAAAGUAUGAAAGAGGCAAUCACUGAUAAGUCUCUUCAACCCAGAAGCUUUUUAAAAGUUCUGUCUUUAGAAUGGAUGCAGGUUUUAAUGGAGAACUGUUAUUCUUCAGUUGAGCGAGAUCUUCAUUUUGAUUUGAAGAAAAUAAUAAUUAGUGGUGCAUCUAAAAAUAGGUUUUUAGUCUCCAAGCUUGAUUCGCUGGUCAAUACUGCUUUUGUUGGGGCUACGAGUACUCUAGAUGAGCUGAAAGUUGUUGGGCUUAAAACAUUAACUAAAAUUAUUCACUAUUUUAAAGGAAGUGAAGAUCCCGAGGGAGGGUUUUUGUUAGAGCAGUAUCAGACACAAAUGCGGACGUCCUUAAUAGAAGCUUUUGCAAAUAAGACCAAUCCGAUUGUCCAGGCUUCUGCCUAUAUACUUAGCGCCACGUGGAUCUGCUCAGGCGCAUUUACCAAUAAAGACGACUUGCAAAACAUCCAACAACUUUUAGCGGAACCAUUAAAUAUUAUAAAUUCUGCUUUCACGAAUUUUAGUGAACUCUCAUGCUUAUUGGCCAAAACUUCCCUCUUAAAGUCGUGGGCUCUCAUUCGAUUGGCUUCUUUUCCGAAAGAGCACGCAUCAGUGGCUCCUCGUGCAAUAUCUAUGAAAAUUGUGAUGCCUUAUUUGGAGGCUCUACAAACCGAGUGGCUGAACUUUUUAAGAGAAUAUCUUCUUUUAACCCUUUCACGUGAUUGGAAGAAAUAUUCCAUUUUUUCCACCAUCCAAAAUUCACAUGAUGCAAAUUUUCGUGAAAUUUAUGAGGAUCAUUGGGCUUGUCUUUUAGAGGCGGCGUCUCUUAGUUUUAUUCCAGACAAAACUUUCCCCCAAACUGAUAAGGAACAUUUACCUUAUAAAAGUUUUAACGAAGAACAACUUUUCCUCAUAUUUGCGCUAUGCAUUCGAGGAUUGGCCCUUUCAAACGAAGAGGAAACAAUUUUUUCCGUUUUAGGAGCUCUAAAAAAUAUUUUUUCCGCUGAAAACAUAAUUUUGACGCCCUUAUUAAGCACUUUUACGGACGAGUGUGAUGUGGUUCUUGAAGUGGUGCAUCUUAUGAAACGCCUUUUUGCUUUAGAAGAUAUACACAUUAAAAUACCGGCGUUGGAGGCUCUCACAAAACUUUUAAACCAUGAGCUUCUUUGCUCUAAUUUUUUUCAACAAAAAUUCAUCUUCUCUAAUUUUAGUGAAACAAAAGCUUCUCAUCGUAAAAUUUUUGCCGUGACGGAAUUAUACUUUUACGAGCUAAUCACCCAUCUUCCCGCCAUAUUUGAUGGCGGGGUUUCUUAUUGGAAAAAAGAACAUUUAAUAACGCAAAGCGAACAAAAGUUUUUGGUUUUUUUGCUUGAAUCGUUGACGCAGUUUUGCCAGAAAUUUAAUCUUAAAGAGCUAACUGAGGUUGUAUUUUUCGUUAUAAUCCGUUUGCUCCAUUUUAACGAAUCACCUUUGAGAGAAACUUCACUAAAAAACUUGAAGUUGCUGCUAAAAUUUUUUAGCGAAAAUGAACUUUUAGAGGCCAAUUCCUUUGUGAGUGGUGCUUUUAACGACGUGAUUCAAACUUUAAUGAACUAUAAGUGGACACCGGCUUUUAAUGAAUAUCUACAAACGAUGCUAUUUUCCUUCGCUGCUUUUUGCUCUACUUUUCCUCCAUAUUUGCAAGGAAAAGAAGACACCAUCGCCAAGUUAACGGAACAUCUACUUCUCAGCGACUUUCAUGGGGCGCAAACGGGCGCAGUAAAAAUGCUGAAUUUGUUAAUGAAGCAUCAAAAUCGCGGAAAUUUUGAUGCGUUCAAUUUAUUUUUUUUACUAAAGAAAGUUUUGCCCCGUGUACUGACUGCGUUUCACGUGGCCAUUCAAGAAAAUAGUGACCAAUCAAGUUUAGCCAUUGCGAUAAUGGAUUUUUUGGUUGAACUCAUUUCCUGCUUCCCGACAACUGAUUUGAUUGCAAUUACCGUUUUUAUGCACAUACUGGCGCUUGAAAGGGGGUGUUCAGAUAUUAAAAACCCUGCGAUGAUUCAUCUCGAUUAUUUAGCUACUAAUCAUUUAAAGGAUUUCAAAUCAGCGCUGAUGCAGCUCCCUUCUACCUUACAAAGUUGUUUUAAACUGAAAUGCCAGCACUACUUUCAAGGCAAAACUAGUUAUACUUCGCCUGAUAAAAGUAACGUUGAGCACUCAAAACCGAAAAUUCAGCUUAAAACUGACUUUAGCAACUUUUAA